AUGGCGAUAGUGCAGGAUCCAUUCCAGGAGGGGCUGAACAGCUGGUUCUACGUGCUGUGGUUGACUACAGUCGACGGCAGGAAGUACCAUCUCACAAUCAACACAGUAAUCAAUGGAGCGGGCGAGCAAGGACAUGCAAUCUCUGGGUUCAUGGGUUUGGAAGACCUCUCAAACUCCAGCUAUUCUGGCGGAAUCAUCCUGGAGCCUGGCAUAGCAAGCACAGAGUUCCUAAAUGUGCAGGCACCCUCUCAGAACCUCAGCAGUCCCCAGGGAUCUGACAAUUACACUGAUCUAUACUUUUCCGGCGACUAUGCAGGUAUCUCAGCCAAUCUACAUAUGCAGCCUACCGGCCCGAACCUAUAUCCCGGUGGCAGUGGAUACGUCACUCUCAAUCCCGUGUCUCCCUCUGAUUACUUUGUUGUCCCCCCCGGGUACUCCUGGUAUUGGGGAAACCCUCACUUGAAAGUAGAGGGCACCAUCAAACUAAACGAUCAAGACGUGGAGAUUGACACGUCCAAUUCGUUUGGCUUCCUGGAACGGCAGUGGGGUGACAUGCAGCUGCGCAACUGGUACUUGUACUGGGUGUAUCUCUCCAACGGCAUCUUUCUCCACGUCUGGAUCAACGAACCGACCCUCGAAGGGUUCAACUCCGACAGUAUCGCCAUCGCUACUGUCUGGCAUCCGAAUGGCGUGCACGAGGUGCUACCAGUAGACAACACGACGAGGGCAUGGGACACUACCCGGAGCGCGAAGACCGGAAACCUCUAUUUUAACGAAUUCCAGUUGGACCUUUCGACUAGAAACUCGUCAAUUAGAGUCACCAAGCCCACCAGGGACACGCUCCUUAUCCCCCUUGCUGAUUACGGCGCACCGUUGCUCAAUGUCUCAGAAGCAUACGUCCAGGGUCACGGAACCGGCGAUGGCUUUGUCGCCAUGACCGGGCUCUACCAUGGACACGAGGACACUUUCUUCGAGUGGCACAUGGUGGGUAAAACAACGGGACGCGUGAUAAGAGAUGCAGAGUGCACGCCUUACAUGGAGGCGCUCUACGCCAACGUGCGCCUCACGUACCCUUCAUACCGAUUCGAAACCGCGCCCACGCCGAUCCCGAACUCGACCGUCUUCUUCGCCCGCAACUACAAUGCCUUUUACAGCGCCUUCAGAGGCGUCUUUCCGGCCCCCAUGAACUCCUUGCUCCACAACGACUCCAUCCCGCCCGAAACCGAUCCUGGCCGCAUCGAUCCUUUCUUCCAGGCCCUGAUCUGGGGCCGCGACGGCAUACCCAUCGACGAACUCAGCGACCUCUCCAAAAUCAACACCACCCUCAUCCCGGGCAUCGAGCGCCUGCGCGCCCGCCAGCUGGCCCAGCUCCUCAGCGGCGCCUACUGCAGCACUAACGCCACGAAAGGCCUUGUGCAGCACGACUACGAAGACGGCGAGACGCCACCAGACCUGCACGACUUCCUCGCGAACCUGACAGGCGCGCUCGUCGACGACUCGACACGCCUGCGCCUCGUCCAGACCGGCGCCUCCACACGCGUCCUCGAGGCGCUGCUGCUAUUCAUGGCGGCUUGUGCCGUCGUCUCGAUCGUGCUGUCGCGCCGGGAAACGGGCUGCGGCGGUAGCAAGAUCCUGUACCAGGAUCCGGGGAGCAUCGCGGCGAAGAUGAGUCUGUUUGCGGGGAGCAGAUUGGUAGAGAGGUUGAGGAAUGAGGUCGUGCGCAGAGAAGUAGCGAUAGGUGAUGGUGGGGCGGGGGGCAGGUCUUGGCAGGACUUGGAAGAACAGGCGGUGGAGAUAUUCAAGGGGUGCGCCUUCAGCUUGGGAUGGUGGAAUGAUGGAGGAGAGGGGUCGGCGGAAGGGAAAAGGUUCGGGAUUGAUAUUGGUGUGGCCAAGAAGAGGGAGGAAGUCUAA
Molecule: messenger RNA, 1911 nt
Organism: Lasiodiplodia theobromae
Lineage: Eukaryota; Fungi; Ascomycota; Dothideomycetes; Botryosphaeriales; Botryosphaeriaceae
Product: Mucin-1
Exons: 4
Coding region: 1-1911 (636 amino acids)
Source: RefSeq, a predicted model, not a curated record